CCUGAGGGGUGGCCCACUCGCCCCGCACGCGCCCCCGGCGUCUCCGCGGGGAGCCCCCAACCCGGGCCGGUGGAGGCGUCGGGGCCUCGGAGGUGUCGGAUUGACAGGUCAGAUUUCAUUUAAAGGAGGAAUUUCCCCAAUCCUCCGGAAGCCAGACCCUGCGCUGACCCCUGCAGCGAUACCAGCUUCCAAGGAGAAGUGGGGUUCCAUUGGUGCAAGCGAGGCUGGACAGUGGGAGAAAGAAGACACCGUCUCGUUAAAGCCCCGAACUUUCCUCCAGGUUCUCCUCCAGCUGAUUUUGGAUUUCCGCUGCUUUUGCAAGGCCUGUUGAUUUAGCAGAUCAGAGGCAGGCAACACCAUGUCCUAUUUCGAAGACGCUGACACAGAAGAGACUGUAACUUGUCUUCAGAUGACAGUUUACCAUCCUGGGCAUCAGAAGAGUGGAAUAUUCCAAUCAAUAAGAUUUUAUAACCGAGAGAAACUCCCCUCCAGUGAAGUGGUGAAAUUCGGCCGCAAUUCCAACAUUUGUCAUUAUACCUUUCAGGACAAGCAGGUUUCCCGGGUUCAGUUCUCUCUGCAGCUUUUCAAAAAGUUUGACAGCUCAGUUCUCUCUUUUGAAAUUAAAAACCUGAGCAAGAAGACCAGUCUGAUCGUGGACAACAAGGAGCUGGGCUACCUCAAUAAGAUGGACCUGCCGUACAGGUGCAUGGUCAGAUUUGGCGAGUACCAGUUCUUGAUAGAGAAGGAAGAUGGGGAAUCAUUGGAAUUUUUUGAGACUCAGUUUAUUUUGUCGCCAAGGUCACUGUCUCAAGAAAACGAAUGGCCACCACAGAUGCCCGUGCCUGAGUAUGGCAGUUAUUCAUCUUGUUCCACCCAAAAUACUUCUCCUAUAGAAAUAGAUGAGAAUGAAUUAUGAACUCAGGGGACUAAGAAUAAUGAAGGAUGAAGUUCUCUGCAGACACUAGACACGCCUCUAAUUGAGUUUCUUAGUACUGGUUAUAUUGUCAGACCUGGGUCUGGUGCUACCACUUUGAAGUCUCUUAGUGGUACCAGCCAUCAGCUUAGUCACCUGUUGCAUCCGUGGAUGUAUGAAAAACUAUUUUGUGUAAACAUGCGAGGGUUAAUGCACAAAAGACAUCCUCUGAGGUGAAGGAAUAGUGUUAUUUUUUUUUUUAUGCUUUUUUUAGUCCUGUUUUCAUCAGGAACCAUCUCUGAUCUGGUCACAUCAUUUCACAGCUGCCAUUUGUUUUCAGGGUCAAGAUCACAGCGUACUGUCAGUGUGUUAAGCUUGCAGUACCAGAGUGCUAGCUGCAGCAUGGCCUGUUUUGGAGUAGAGCAUGUGUAUCCUUGUGGUCUUAAUAUGGGAAGACUUUCUUGAGACAAUACCUUGCUUUUCUGAUAUUUUGUUCUACAGAAUGAUGAAAUGUUUAUUUCCAAGAGCAUAAUUCUCCUUGUAUACAUCCAGCAUCUAAAACCAUUAUUUUAAAGAAACACGUAUUGAGCUUAAAGUUUUUAUUUUUUAACCAAAAUUGUCUAUUUUUAUGUAUGUAUCUCACAAAUUUUAAUUCCAUGAAUUCAGAUUUUUAAGUGUCCAGAUAUAAAGUCAAAAUCUAAUUCUUUUCUAUUUGCUUUGAAAUGCUUUCUGAGGACCUGUUCUUAGAUGCAUAAAUACUUGUAAGACAGAUUUUAUGUUCAAAAUUGUUGCCCUCAUUUAAGAUUUACAUUUGGCUCACUCUCACCAGGUAAUUAGUGAGUGUUUAAUAAUAAUGGUAACCUGUUAUAUUCAGUUUUCUCCUACAUUAAGACGUCCAUUUUUUGAGAAAAAAAAAAAAAUUUCUGUAACAGCCUUUUUGUAAAUUCUGGCACCUCUUAUUAAGAGAUUGCUAAACCUUUAUUUUUGAUUCAGGCCAUUCGGUCCAGGUUUAACUCCUGGACUGUGGUAUGUGACACCAACAUUUACACCUUUACUCCCUUGCUCUAGGACUUCCAGGAUAUAGCGUUUGUGCCUAUAAAAAUGGCUGGACUGUCUCAUUUCCUAUGUCCGUUUCUAUUUUCCCCUACGUCCUCCCACAGUGGUCAGAGCCCACCCCAAAAUGUCCACCUGCUAAUCUCUAGAACCUCCAACUGCUCUUGUAAGGCAAAGGGGAAAGGUGGAGAAGGAAAGUAAGGUGGCUAAUCAGGAGACCUUCUAGUAGAGAUUAUCUUGGAUUAUCUGGGUGACCCAGUGAUCACAGUGGUCCUCAGAAGUAGAAGAGGCAGAACAGGAUGCCAGUGGUAAGCUGUGUGAGGACUCCACCAGCUGCUGGUGGCUGUGAAGAUCGAGGGUCCCUGCGCCAAGGAUGGGGGCGGGGGAGGAGCAGGGGGAGUGCAUCUUAAAGCUGGACGGGGAAGUCUCCAGAAAGGAACACUGCCCCAUGGAAACUGAGUUCAAUGAGCUCUGCCUUCAACCUGUAACCUAGAGAACUUCAUAGUAAAUUUGUGUUGUUGUAAACCACUCAACUGUAAAAAUGUGUUAGCACAGGAAACAGAAAACUAGUAUGUUCCUCUAACCUGAGGGCAUCAGCCUUUCUCACAACUGUCAAUGAAUUCUAUGUCCUUUAUUAUAUCCUCUUUUUGUGGGAUUGUAGCUUCCUGACUAAUGUAGGUUUACAAGUUAGAUCACCCAACUUGCUGGACUUGCUUAUAUAGUGCAAACAGGUUUGUGGUAAAGACUUAGGAGUAAAGUGUUUACACUCUUCUGUGCCCGUCCUGUCACAUUUUGACCACUUUGAAAGAUUCUGUUACCUGCUUGCUGUUUCUUGACUUUGAGACUGAUGGAUGAGUUGCUAAGUUACAAAGUUUAAAUAUGAAGGAAUUUAGGUAUCACUGUCAUUGAACCCAAACUGUUGGGUGACAUUUAUAUCACAUUUUCAAGUUUAGUUUUACUGCUUUACUGAUUUGUUACUCUUUUGUCUUCAUAGUAGAUUUAAUAAAAUAAUUUCUCAGUCA
This is a messenger RNA of Condylura cristata (star-nosed mole), 2988 nucleotides long. RefSeq names its product TRAF-interacting protein with forkhead-associated domain (gene TIFA). Gene Ontology annotation, molecular function: protein binding. The record is from RefSeq and is a predicted model, not a curated record. The transcript is spliced from 3 exons. Bases 359 to 916 code for a protein of 185 amino acids. Gene Ontology annotation, biological process: canonical NF-kappaB signal transduction. Lineage: Eukaryota; Metazoa; Chordata; Mammalia; Eulipotyphla; Talpidae.